AUGAGGAUAACAGCGGCGACAUUGUUUCCAUUAUUUAUCGGCUUGUUCGGCUUGGUGGAGAACGUAAUUGGCCUCAAAGUGAAUAAGGAUCACCAACAUCAGCGACAGCUCUCAGGUGGUCCGCUCGAUAGAGGUCGGCGAGGUUAUACGUCGGUAAACGAUGACUUUGGCUACAUUUCCGAUGCCAUGCUGCCGGAUGUACAUGGCGACAGUAGCAGCUCGCUCGAUGCAACUGUAUCAAAGGGCGCCAACACUGCUGGUGUACCACCGUACAAGCCGGAGGUCUCCACUAGCUUACCGGCUUUUUCCGGGACGGUUACUAACGUGAAACCAACGUAUGGUGCAAACAACCAGGAGGAAGAAGAGGAAGAAGAAAAUGAGGAGGAUGGGUAUGAGGAUGGUGGCGAACUAUUGGGAAACUUCGAUGGAGAUAGUCGAGCGACCGAGGAUCGAGCUCCAAAUGCGAAUAAGCACGACUCGUUGGACUACACCGAUAACUUUGAGGUAGGGGCUAUCGAUCAGAUCGAGAGCUUUGGAGCGGGAAAUGACGGAACGCCGUAUCCGGUGUUUAUAGUCGAGCCAAAGAGUGCUUAUGUAAUGAAGAACCGACCAGCCAAGCUGUACUGUAAGGCGUCACAUGCACUCCAGAUCUCAUUCAAGUGCAGCGGAAGUGCAAAACCUCCACCAACGGAGGAAGAACACCACACAGAUCCACAUACCGGUGUGCAGCUGCAAGAAGCCACGGCCACCAUCACUCGAGAGCUCGUCGACGAGUUUUUCGGCAAAGGCCCAUUCAAAUGUGAAUGCCGUGCUUACUCGUCCCGCGGUCAUGUCAAGACCCAACCGGUUACGAUCCAGACAGCAACUAUAAAGAAACAAAUUAGCAUCUCACCAAAGACCGUACGCGUAGCCACGGGUGGUCGGGCAGAACUGGUUUGCAUCGCUAAUGCAACACCUGCAGCAAAAGUCGAAUGGCAGAAAAACGGCGUUCCAAUGCAACCCAAUCCUCCUUACGUAGUGCUGACAGCUAGCUCUCUUCUAUUGACCAGAGUAAAUAUGCAGGACAUGGCAAAUUACACGUGUGUUGCCGAAAAUAUCGCCGGUAAACGCGUAUCUGAACCAGCUUUCAUCAAUGUCUACGUCGAUGGCGGAUGGAGCCAAUGGGGUCCUUGGACGGAUUGCAAAUGCCCCGGUCAUCCUAAGCAAGGUAAAAGGCGAUUGCGGAUAUGUAACAACCCAGAACCCAUCAAUAAUGGGACAACCUGUCAAGGAGUAAAUACAGAAUUCACUAGUGAUUGUUUACCUUGUUCUGCAGUCGGACGAUGGUCGAGUUGGUCAGAGUGGAGUGAAUGUGGCCAAGACUGCACCCAGAUUCGACAGCGCCACUGUAUCGGAAGCUCUUCAACAGCGCAAAUAUCUUCAUUCGGAGUUCCGCUCACUACAGCAGCCUUACCGACUGAUAGUACCUCAGCGCAAGCAGUUGCUCUCAACAAUAGUACAAACAUCAGUUGCGCUGGGAAGAGUCAGCAGUCCAUCAAGUGCUCCGAUGGGUUGUGCAAUAACACACCUUUAGGAUUCAACUGGUCCAUGUAUUUAUGGGCAUCUCUGUUCGCUAUCGUUUGCAUUGGAGCAGUGAUUUGCGGCUUUAAGUUCAUCAGGCUAAAGAAAACAAUUCCUUUGUAUAGUUCAGCACGUACAGAACUUCAAACUCAAUACUUCACGUAUGAGCGGAAACAGAUGACCCCGUGCAAUCCCGACCUGACGCAGAAUAUGGGGCUAAUAGAUUACGAAUAUCCACUGACGGAAAUGCAUCAACGGGACCAUAUCCUUUUAAAGGAUCACACACGUCCUCGGCAGACCAUGCUACAUUUCCAGCACGCACCAAUUGCAACAAGUGCCAAACGAUGGGUUUCAACCAUUACUGCCUUUACCCCGUCCCAACUCUGA
Molecule: messenger RNA, 1947 nt
Organism: Anopheles marshallii
Lineage: Eukaryota; Metazoa; Arthropoda; Insecta; Diptera; Culicidae
Product: netrin receptor unc-5-like
Exons: 9
Coding region: 1-1947 (648 amino acids)
Biological process (GO): motor neuron axon guidance; netrin-activated signaling pathway
Cellular component (GO): membrane
Molecular function (GO): netrin receptor activity
Source: RefSeq, a predicted model, not a curated record